Molecule: messenger RNA, 1658 nt
Organism: Rhea pennata
Lineage: Eukaryota; Metazoa; Chordata; Aves; Rheiformes; Rheidae
Gene: FAM110A
Product: family with sequence similarity 110 member A
Exons: 1
Coding region: 77-1081 (334 amino acids)
Source: RefSeq, a predicted model, not a curated record
CGGGGGCAGCGGGCGGCGCGGGGCGCCGCGGCCGGCCGGGACCCUGCCCGCGGAGAGCCUGCGGGCCGGCGGCGUGAUGCAGGGGGUGGCGGCGGUGCCCUUCGCCUCGGCCAUGCCCUUCCGCAUCCUCAACAAGGGCCCCGAGUACUUCCGACGGCAAGUGGAGACCGGCGCCAGGAAGCCCAGCGCGGUGGAGAGGCUGGAGGCCGACAAGGCCAAGUACGUGAAGAGCCAGCAGGUCGCCAGCACCAAGCAGGAGCCGGUGAAGCCGCUGCUGCUCAAGCAGCCCCUGUUCGCGCCGGGCACACGCCGCGCCAUGCUCACCCCCGGCCGCAGGGCGCCGCCGGGGCCCCGUCGCGUGGAGCCCGCUGGGCCCACGACCUCCCUUAACCUGGAGAUCCUCAACAACCUCAUCAACGUCUGUGACAGCCCCUUUCCCAAGGCGGAAAGCCCGUUGGGCCGGGAGGCGGGCACGGAGGUGGGUGGGCGCACCGCCGCCCCGCGGCCCCUGGGCACCGCCGAGCCCGCGAGCAAGCCGUCGGGGGGCUCCGCCGGCUGCAAGCCCUCCGGCGCGGUGGCUGUGCGCCGGGUGGACGUGCGGCCCUGCGGGGCCCUGCGGGCCGCAGCGGCCCCCGUGGCGGCAGCACCAACUCCAGCGCCCGCCCCCGGCAGCUCGCUGAGCACGCCGAGCCGCAGCCCCCGCGGCGGGCGCCCCGACAGCGCCCGCCGCCAGACCCUGCUGCACCGCUCCAAGUCGGACCUGAGCGACCGCUACUCGCGGGCCACCGCCGACCUGGAGCGCUUCUUCAACUACUGCGGCCUCGACCCCGAGGAGGUGCAGGACAUGGGCGCGGAGCGCUUCGCCCGCGCCGCCUCCGACAUCGUCUCCGUCAAGUUCCCCAGCGUGAGCACGGCGAGCUCGGAGGGCGGCCGCUCGCAGCGCAGCGCCGGCACCCUCGAGGAGCGGCCCGCCGAGCGCAUGCCCUACAGCAUCUCCGUCGUCGAGCGCAACGCCCGCGUCAUCAAGUGGCUCUACGGACUGCGGCAAGCCCGCGCGCCCCAGAAGGUCUCCGACGUAUAGUGCCGGGGGUCUGAGCGGGCGGCCGCGGGGCGGGGAGGAAGCGGCGAUGCCCGAGCUCCCGCGUGGUGCAGGCGGUUCCCCCAGCGCGUCUGGACUGUUGUAGGACCCUCGAAUUUAGCCCCUGCCCCCGUGUUUGCAGAGCUCAGACCCGCCGCAACAGCGGGGAUCUCGGCCGGCGGCGCUCGGGCGCUCCGCGGUGCCACGGGGGAGCUCUGCUUCCCGGCGGAGCCGCCUCUCCAGGGACCCUGAAGCCGGUAGCGGGGAGCGGGGUCCCGCGAGGGGGAGCGGGGCUGCGGAGGAGGAGGGGGCGCACGCAGCCCUCGCCGCCGCCUCCUCCCGGCCGGGCCGUGCUGCCGAACGCCCGGGCGCUCCGCCGCGGCGGGCUCCCCUUGGCGCGAGCCCGGCCUGCACACGCCUCUGCCUCUGUUUCUGUCUCCCUUUUUGCACGCUGCAAGCAGAAAUCCCCCAGGAGCUGGCCGCGCUCUGUCCUGUUAUUUAUGAAGAUGCUCGCGUCGGCCUCUGCCUUGUUUCUACUGGUUUUGCUGAAGUUUGAGCUGUAAAAACAAGCAGAAAAGAA